UUAGUAAUAAGACUUAUUUGUACAUAAGUAGAGAUUUCUUUCAAAAAAUUUAGUCUCAAACUUUUGGAUUAAAUCUUCAUUUCUUCGCUUUGGCCCGAGCUUUUCGGAGCCAUUGAAAAAUCUUAAUUUACACCGGCUUAGUUUAGACGAAAUGAGUGAAAACGUAUCUAAAAGUGAUAGUGGAACACCAGCCAAGAAACUGAAGCCAGAUGAAGCAGUUCAAUUACUUUUUUCUUUGGAAAUAAAAGAAGACCGUCCUAGUAUUUUCGAAUUGAAUAUUGAUUGUUUCGAUGAAAUCUUUGAUUACUUGUCAGCAAAAGAUUUGUUGGCCCUCAGUUGGACAUGCAGAACAAUACAACAAGUGGUCGGUGAAUAUGCCAAAGCGAAUUAUUUGUCGGCGGCAAAAUUUGAUGAAAGUGAUGUCGUUCAUCAAGUGUUCUCUUGUGAUGGAACAGAAUAUGCAGAAACACCUAGUUUCAACCAAUUCAUCAAACAUAUUUCUCUCAACGGAAACCAAUCCAUUCGUUACAUCGAACGUUAUGCUUCAACUUUCACUUCAGUCAGUCAUCUGUCUCUUGAAGCUGUCGAAUUAACACCUCACCGGCUCCACUGCAUGCAACACAUUUUGAACACAUUGGAAAUCGUUGAAUUGAAACAUUGUUCAUUAAAAUGCAGCUUCUACGAAUCGUGUCUGAAAAAUUGUGCGAAUUUAAAACGUUUGUAUGUAUCAUGUUCUAACGAGGACAUAGUUCAAGCAUCCGAAAAUGAUUGGUUACUUACGGAAUAUUCCAAGCUUGAGCAUUUGGGAUUGAUUCCAAGGAGACGAUUGAGAUUUAACAUGAAUGAACUCAGCCGAUUCUUCGAGUUAAAUCCAAAAGUUCGUAGUUUUUCAACCAGUUAUCGAUUUCUUUGGGAACAUCAAGUUGAAUUUGCCGAGAAAACAAUCCAAUUGGACGCGCUGGAUGUGAUCGUUCAUCAAAAGUUUGGAAUGAUUGUGCAUAUUGAAUCGAUAUUUAAGUUGCUCAACGAAUUGUAUGAUCGCGGUUUUUAUAAGAAAUUGCAUCUGCGUGUGCCGGAGAUCAAUGAACAAUACACCAAUCGAAUGGUAUCACUGCAAGGGCUUGAAAAAUUGUUCAUCAAUUUUCUCGAUCGAAAUUAUGGAUUACCAUUGGUUGGCAAUUUGAAAGAAUUGACAAUUAUGCACGCAACACCAAGGGUUGAUAUGGACAUUUUGGCACAGAGACUCACUAAUUUGGAACGGGUUUGCCUUGGAACAUCAAUUUAUGGUGAUGUUUUAGCAUUCGUUCGAUAUGCAUCCAAAUUGAGUACAAUUAUUCUGAAAUGUCAAAAUGAAGCGUUGAACCAGUCCGCGUACAGAAACGAGCUCAUUUUCAAUGCAUCGGCGUUGAAUGAAGAACGUAAAAAACUGAAAAAUGCACGCAAAGUUACGAUUUAUGUGCCAGACGAUGUCUUUGUUUCUUUUAAAUGGGCUACCACGAAUGGAGAUAUGGACGGAAAAUGUGUUCGAAUAAAACGAUCGGAUUCAUAUCGAUUUUGAGUUUUUCUAAUUUUGUCACUAAUGGUUGAUUGUAAGACUGUAAGUACUUCCUGUUUGUGGCUCUGGCAAUACCACGAUGAAAACGAACACGGAUGAACGGACCCAUACAACUUCAACACAUCAGGAUCUGUCAAGCAGCCACAUUCAAUUUUGCAUCAUUAAGCUAUUUAGACACGCUAUCCGAAAGUACUUCGAUUCACAGACAAAUUCAAAAUAAGUAUUAUUAUUUAACUAUUAAAAGUUCCAUUUCUACUGAAAAUUCAAAACGUGCAUCCAUCAUUAUUAUAUCAUAAACACAAACGAUCGAGUCUAGCCAAAACAUUUGAAGAAAAUAUUGGAGUAAUUUUACGAUUGAGCAUACGAUGUCGGUCUUCAAUCCAUUAACUAGCAAUUAUUCAACUCAACUAUUCGCUGCCAUCGGAAAGAAGUUGUACAUGAACUCUGAAUCGGCCGAUGUUCAUUUUGUCUUCGAAUCAAACGAUGACAUCGAACGAGUGCCAGCACACAAAGCUCAUUUGAUGGUCGGCAGCGAUGUCUUUGCCAAAAUGUUCAAUGGGUCAUGGAAAGAAAUGGAUAAGGUAAAAAUUGGCGAUGUUUCGGCUUCUGCUUUCAAAGAAUUCCUUCAGUUUUUCUACGUUGGUCAAGUCAAGCUGACGAUGGAAAACAUCGCUGCAGUGAUGAAUCUCGGUGAAAUGUACAAUGUGACCGAGUGUUUGGCAGUGUGCACCAAAUUCCUGAAAAAUAAUCUCAAUGAUGAAAACGUCUGCAGUAACUAUGAACUGGCAAUCUUACUCAAUCAAGAAGGAUUGAAAAAGGCAUGUGAAAUUUUCAUUGGAUUGAAUAUCAAAGCAGUGUUCAAGUCAACAGACUUCCAGACAUGCGAUCGAAAGAUGUUGGCUCAAAUACUGAAGUUAAAUUGGAUGUCAUGCACUGAGGUCGAUCUUUUCGAGGCAUGCAUGUCGUGGGUCAAAGUGGCGAGCAAGCAGGAUGUUCUAACCAAGGAGACCGUACAAGCUCACCUCGGCGACUUGUUUCAUGAAAUUCGCUUCGGAUCGAUGUCACUUCAAAUGUUCGCUGCACUGAUUCCAACGUAUGGCAGUACAUUUUCGCUUGACGAGCACCAGGAAAUCAUUCAAAUGAUCGCAGACCCAACAUUCCAAUCAACUAUCUUUAAUGGAAAUCGUUUGGAAAGGUGCAAUACUUUGGAUCUAUUGCACGAAAGUAAUGAGAUUUUCUGUGGACGGUUAAUUUCGAAUUAUUAUUCAUCUGAACCAUAUAAAAUCAAAAACAUAGAAACGACUGUCUUCUCGACCAACGAAUCUCUUUUACUUCGAGCGAUCGGAUGCGGUAAUAUACAAGCAAUUGUCAACAAGCGAUACUUUGUUCUUAAUGAUGGUGUUCCAACUAAAAUAACAAUCGUGGAAAAGAGCGAAACUAACAACGAAGUUAUUGUUUUCAAUGCGAAUGGAAUUCUAAAUUCUAGAGAAUUUGUCCGUAUUUCCCUAACUAAACCAAUUCGUGUUAAAUCUGGUUUUACGUAUGAAAUUCGAUUGGAACAAACUUCGGAAAACUGUUACACAGGCGGACUAUUAAAAUCGAGUGUAGAAUUGGAGUCCGGAAUAAUUAUACAGUUCCAUCGCGAUUCCGUUCUUGAGAAGGAUCCAACAGUAGCAAGAGGAUUAAUUUAUAGCCUGUUUUUCCAAAAAAUUUGAUAGCAAUAAUUGCACGAAAUAUUUUUUCAAACAUUGGAAUAAUAAAUCAAACAAACAUUUAAAAAUUC
This is a messenger RNA of Sitodiplosis mosellana (orange wheat blossom midge), 3338 nucleotides long. RefSeq names its product BTB/POZ domain-containing protein 6-A-like. Gene Ontology annotation, molecular function: protein binding. Gene Ontology annotation, cellular component: cytosol; P-body. The record is from RefSeq and is a predicted model, not a curated record. Gene Ontology annotation, biological process: neurogenesis. Lineage: Eukaryota; Metazoa; Arthropoda; Insecta; Diptera; Cecidomyiidae. The transcript has 3 exons. The coding region runs from base 1921 to 3270 and encodes 449 amino acids.